Molecule: messenger RNA, 318 nt
Organism: Sphenostylis stenocarpa
Lineage: Eukaryota; Viridiplantae; Streptophyta; Magnoliopsida; Fabales; Fabaceae
Source: the annotation of a GenBank genome assembly
AUGAAGGAGUUUCAAAGGCAUUCAAGGAUUCAAGGAGAGUUACAAACUUUCCCACAUUAUGAGGGAGGAGAGGAGCACAUCUUUCAUGGUAUGGAUUUUGAUAAACGAUCGUACUUUGAAGCACGAAAUAUAGUUAGGGAAUUCAAGUAUGAUGUUCCUGAACCAAUACCUAAGGAUGGAAUCAAGGGUGUUGAUGGAAAUGAGGAUUGUGAGGGUGAUGGUGAAGUUCAUAUGGAGGUUAGUAGUGAUGGUGAAACUAUAAUAGAUGGGAUGGAUAGUGAGAUUGUAAUGGACAAUGUUGAGGCUAGAUGGUGUUAA